Messenger RNA from Symphalangus syndactylus (siamang), 5812 nucleotides. It is a transcript of the gene KANK1, whose product is annotated as KN motif and ankyrin repeat domains 1. Gene Ontology annotation, biological process: negative regulation of actin filament polymerization. Gene Ontology annotation, molecular function: protein binding. The record is from RefSeq and is a predicted model, not a curated record. Gene Ontology annotation, cellular component: cytoplasm; cytoskeleton. Lineage: Eukaryota; Metazoa; Chordata; Mammalia; Primates; Hylobatidae.
CGGCUCCUGUGCGAUUCAGGGUUUAAUUCUGGCGCUUGCCGGCCGGAGCCGACUCCGCCCCCUGCAUCCCGCCCCUCCCCGAGCUCCGGGUUCCCGGCGGAGCGAGCGAACUGCCGGCAGGUUGGGAGGAGCGGCUGAAGGAGGCAGGUGGUGACGUUCGCCCUGUGAUUUAGGAGAAUAAGCAGCAAAGGUUGGACUGGUUUCCCUGCUCCCCUGGCUGCUGUUUCUCCAUUAGAACUGGAACUCGGGAUUUCACAAGGACCCUUUGGAAACAGCGCGGUGAAUGAAGCCUUUCUUGGAGAACACAAAAGUAGGAAUUCUGAUUUUAUUUUGUGAUCUUAAUCACUUUACAAUCAUAAAAAUUUUGGAGCUAAUGAGAAACCUGAAAAAUUCUGAAGUCUUCAAGGAGUGUGAUCCUGGUGCUGUCUCUCAGGCGUUUCUCCGAGAGAACGGGAUGGCCGAGCAAUGACUGUUCCCCAGCCCACAGGGUCUUGUUCUGUCGCCUGGGCUAGAGUGCAGUGGUGCGAUCACAGCUCACUGCAGCAUUGAACCCCUGGACUCAAGUGAUCCUUUUGCCUCAGCCUCCCAGUGUCCUUGCUGGCCUUGAAAAAUGAGUUUGGAGGGGUUGAUUCCAUCCUCUUCAGUUGUUGGAAAGAGUUUGAGAAGGAAUGAUGGUCACUAUACUGGAUGGACUUCUGAACUAGUGAAUUACUUUCAUCUUUUGAUCACACUAGGAAAUUGUCCACGGAGUUGAAAUAUUUAUUACAGUAAUUUCUGGCCUUACAUAAUUAAGGUUGAAUGCCUUUGAGAACUUGAUGCAUAAAAUUUGCAUGACUCCUCACUCCUUUCUGGAUCUGUCAUUGGACUCAAGCCAGCAUGGCUCACACCACAAAGGUUAACGGCAGUGCCUCAGGAAAAGCAGAUGAUAUUCUGAAUGGAGACCAGGACAAGGAACAGAAAGACCCUUACUUUGUGGAGACCCCCUAUGGUUAUCAACUAGACUUAGAUUUCCUCAAAUAUGUGGAUGACAUACAGAAGGGAAACACCAUCAAAAGACUGAACAUCCAGAAGAGGCGGAAGCCAUCUGUGCCAUGCCCAGAACCCAGGACCACAUCUGGUCAGCAAGGUGUAUGGACUUCCACCGAAUCCCUCUCAUCCUCCAACAGUGAUGACAACAAGCAGUGCCCCAACUUCCUCCUAGCCAGAAGUCAAGUUACAUCAACUCCAAUCCCAAAGCCACCUGCCCCUCUGGAGACCUCACUCCCUUUUCUUACCAUCCCAGAAAAUCGACAGCUGCCACCUCCCUCACCACAACUCCCAAAGCAUAACGUUCAUGUCACCAAGACACUGAUGGAGACCCGGAGAAGACUGGAACAGGAAAGAGCCACCAUGCAGAUGACACCGGGUGAGUUCAGAAGGCCCAGGCUGGCCAGUUUUGGAGGCAUGGGCUCCACAAGCUCCCUCCCCUCUUUUGUGGGUUCUGGAAACCACAAUCCUGCCAUGCACCAGCUUCAGAAUGGAUACCAAGGUAAUGGGGAUUAUGGUAGCUAUGCCCCAGCUGCUCCCACCACUUCCUCCAUGGGGAGCUCCAUCCGCCAUAGCCCCCUGAGCUCAGGGAUCUCCACCCCAGUGACCAACGUGAGCCCCAUGCACCUGCAGCACAUCCGCGAGCAGAUGGCCAUUGCUCUGAAACGCCUGAAGGAGCUGGAGGAGCAGGUGCGAACCAUCCCUGUGCUCCAGGUAAAGAUCUCUGUCUUGCAAGAAGAGAAAAGGCAGUUGGCCUCACAGCUGAAAAACCAAAGGGCUGCAUCCCAGCACAAUGUCUGUGGUGUGAGGAAGCGGUCCUACAGCGCAGGGAACGCCUCCCAGCUGGAACAGCUCUCCCGGGCCCGAAGAAAUGGUGGGGAAUUAUACAUUGACUAUGAGGAGGAAGAAAUGGAGAGCGUAGAACAGAGCACACAGAGGAUAAAGGAAUUCCGGCAGCUUACAGCAGACAUGCAAGCCCUGGAGCAGAAGAUCCAGGACAGCAGCUGUGAGGCCUCCUCAGAGCUCAGGGAGAAUGGCGAGUGCCGGUCUGUGGCUGUGGGUGCUGAGGAGAACAUGAACGACAUCGUCGUGUACCACAGAGGCUCCAGGUCCUGUAAGGAUGCAGCUGUAGGGACACUUAUUGAGAUGAGAAAUUGUGGGGUCAGCGUGACAGAGGCCAUGCUUGGAGUGAUGACUGAAGCUGACAAAGAAAUUGAGCUGCAACAGCAGACCAUAGAAGCCUUGAAGGAAAAGAUCUAUCGCCUAGAAGUACAGCUUAGAGAAACCACCCAUGACCGGGAGAUGACUAAACUAAAACAAGAGCUGCAGGCUGCUGGAUCAAGGAAAAAGGUUGACAAAGCCACGAUGGCCCAGCCACUUGUUUUCAGUAAGGUGGUGGAGGCAGUGGUGCAGACCAGAGACCAAAUGGUCGGCAGUCACACGGACCUAGUGGACACGUGUGUUGGGACCUCCGUGGAAACAAACAGUGUAGGCAUCUCCUGCCAGCCCGAAUGUAAGAAUAAAGUUGUAGGGCCUGAGCUGCCUAUGAAUUGGUGGAUUGUUAAGGAGAGGGUGGAAACGCACGACCGAUGUGCUGGGAGGUCUGUGGAAAUGUGUGACAGGAGUGUGAGUGUGGAAGUCAGCGUCUGCGAAACAGGCAGCAACACAGAGGAGUCUGUGAACGACCUCACACUCCUCAAGACAAACUUGAAUCUCAAAGAAGUGCGGUCUAUCGGCUGUGGAGAUUGUUCUGUUGAUGUGACUGUCUGCUCUCCAAAGGAGUGCGCCUCCCGGGGCGUGAACACUGAGGCUGUUGGCCAGGUGGAAGUUGCCAUCAUGGCAGUGCCUCGUACUGCAGACCAGGACACUAGCACGGAUUUGGAACAGGUGCACCGGUUCACCAACACCGAGACGGCCGCCCUCAUAGAGUCCUGCACUAACACUUGCCUAAGCACUUUGGACAAGCAGACCAGCACCCAGACUGUGGAGACACGGACAGUAGCUGUAGGAGAAGGCCGUGUCAAGGACAUCAACUCCUCCACCAAGACGCGGUCCAUUGGUGUUGGAACGUUGCUUUCUGGCCAUUCUGGGCUUGACAGGCCAUCAGCUGUGAAGACCAAAGAGUCAGGCGUGGGGCAGAUAAAUAUUAAUGACAACUAUCUGGUUGGUCUCAAAAUGAGGACCAUAGCUUGUGGGCCACCACAGUUGACUGUGGGGCUGACAGCCAGCAGAAGGAGCGUGGGGGUUGGGGAUGACCCUGUAGGGGAGUCUCUGGAGAACCCCCAGCCCCAGGCUCCACCUGGAGUGAUGACUGGCCUGGAUCACUACAUUGAGCGCAUCCAGAAGCUGCUGGCAGAACAGCAGACACUGCUGGCUGAGAACUAUAGUGAACUGGCAGAAGCUUUCGGGGAACCUCACUCACAGAUUGGCUCCCUCAACUCUCAGCUCAUCAGCACCCUGUCGUCUAUCAACUCUGUCAUGAAAUCUGCAAGCACUGAAGAGCUGAGGAACCCUGACUUGCAGAAAACCAGUCUGGGUAAAAUCACAGGCAAUUAUUUGGGAUAUACCUGUAAGUGUGGAGGCCUUCAGUCAGGAAGUCCCUUAAGCUCCCAGACAUCCCAGCCUGAGCAAGAAGUGGGGACCUCAGAAGGAAAGCCAAUCAGCAGCCUGGAUGCCUUCCCCACUCAGGAAGGUACACUGUCUCCAGUGAACCUGACAGACGACCAGAUCGCCGCUGGCCUCUAUGCAUGUACAAACAAUGAAAGUACACUGAAGUCCAUCAUGAAGAAGAAAGAUGGUAACAAAGAUUCAAAUGGCGCAAAAAAGAAUCUUCAGUUUGUUGGCAUUAAUGGAGGGUAUGAAACAACUUCAAGUGAUGAUUCCAGCUCAGAUGAAAGCUCUUCUUCCGAGUCAGAUGACGAGUGUGAUGUCAUUGAGUAUCCUCUUGAAGAAGAGGAAGAGGAGGAGGAUGAAGACACUCGGGGAAUGGCAGAAGGGCACCAUGCAGUUAAUAUUGAAGGUUUCAAGUCUGCCAGGGUGGAAGAUGAAAUGCAGGUUCAAGAAUGUGAACCUGAGAAGGUGGAAAUCAGAGAGAGGUAUGAAUUAAGUGAAAAGAUGUUGUCUGCAUGCAACUUACUGAAAAAUACCAUAAAUGACCCCAAAGCUUUGACCAGCAAAGAUAUGAGGUUCUGUCUGAACACCCUCCAGCACGAGUGGUUCCGCGUGUCCAGUCAGAAGUCAGCCAUUCCAGCCAUGGUGGGGGACUACAUAGCUGCUUUUGAGGCCAUCUCCCCAGAUGUCCUCCGCUAUGUCAUCAACUUGGCAGACGGCAACGGCAACACAGCCCUGCAUUACAGCGUGUCCCACUCCAACUUCGAGAUUGUGAAGCUCCUGUUGGAUGCUGAUGUGUGUAAUGUGGAUCAUCAGAACAAGGCAGGCUACACCCCCAUCAUGCUGGCGGCCCUCGCCGCUGUGGACGCAGAGAAGGACAUGCGGGUUGUGGAAGAACUCUUUGGCUGUGGGGAUGUGAAUGCCAAAGCUAGUCAGGCGGGACAGACGGCCCUCAUGCUGGCGGUCAGUCACGGGCGGAUAGACAUGGUGAAGGGCCUGCUGGCCUGUGGGGCUGACGUCAACAUCCAGGAUGACGAGGGCUCCACGGCCCUCAUGUGUGCCAGCGAGCAUGGGCACGUAGAGAUUGUCAAGCUGCUGCUGGCCCAGCCCGGCUGCAACGGUCACCUGGAGGACAACGAUGGCAGCACUGCACUCUCGAUCGCCCUGGAAGCAGGACACAAGGACAUCGCUGUUCUUCUAUAUGCCCAUGUCAACUUUGCAAAAGCCCAGUCUCCGGGCACCCCUAGGCUUGGAAGGAAGACGUCUCCUGGCCCCACCCACCGAGGUUCAUUUGAUUGAUUGUAUGCAAAUAACCCUCCAUUUACAUGCCACCAUUAAGCUGCUAAUUGUUCCUGUUGGGAUGACAGAUACUGAAUGUGUAUGUAUUGUGCCUGAGCUCACCAGCAAACAGAAGCAUCAAGCCCAGGGGUAAAGGCUGAAGCUUUCACAGUGCAGAGAAUGCCAGCCUGGGCACGCGCACCUCCUUUCUGGCCAUCUUCUGUGUAGGGCACACUUUAACCCAGUCUCUGUUGCUGUUGAGUCUCUGCUGCAUCUUGUACAGUCAUAGGGAAUUCUGAUCUGAAGGGGCACCUUCUGUUCACUCCCACAAAGAAGUGUCAGGUUCUCACAGAUGUUUGAAGAUUUUUCCACAAAUAUUUAUAUUUACUAAAUGUGGAACCAUUAGAAAGCUCUUCCAAAAUCUCAUUCCAGCAUAGUUUUGGAUUUUUCUUUUGUCUUCUUUUAAAAUAAGGAAGUCGAGAUGAAUUUGAUCAUCGGUAACUUGGGCCUGGGCUAGACAAAACUGAAAGUGUGAAACUUACAAAAGAAUAUUCUCAUUUGGUUUUAGCUGGGUAGAUGUAAUAUGUGACUUUUUAUAAAAAGGGUUAUCUAUAUGAAAUUGACACAGUAUUUUAAACUUUUAUAUUCCAUACUAAAGACAUGAAGAACUACAUGUAACGUUAUCAUUUUUAUUAAUUGCACAACUCUAAUGAUAAAGGUUGGAUUGUGUUAGAGGAAUUGGCUCUGUAUUUGCCUGUAGAGAAACACAGUGUAGUUCUCGUUGUAUUUAUGGAUUCCUUUAUACCGUGUCACAUUGACUUUGGUCCUCUAUGUAUUUAAAUGUUUGAAGUGCCUUAGACUCUUGCCAUAUUUUCAAAAUAAAAUUUCAUUAAGCUCU